AGUUUCACCAGCUGCACGUUGGUUUCACUUCGUGCCGGGCAUGGCUCACGUUCCAGCGGGUCUCUCGUUCGCCGACGUCCACCUAGAGCAGUAAAACGGGGCGGAACAGCGAAGUGCCGUAAAACCUUUUUUUUUUUUUCUCAUUUUUUGGACAGGAUGAACAACAGUUUCACGAGCAGUUUCUCGAGCAGUUUCACGAGCAUGGCGUCGAUAGGCGACUUUGACCCGCUCAACGCGUCGAUUCCUGCGACCAAAGUUGAAAUCACAGUGUCAUGCAGAAACCUGCUGGACAGAGACACGUUCUCCAAAUCGGACCCAAUUUGCGUCCUCUACACACAAGGCAUGGGCAACAAGGAAUGGAGAGAGUUUGGGAGAACCGAGGUGAUUGACAACACGCUGAAUCCAGACUUUGUGCGGAAAUUCAUUUUGGACUACUUCUUUGAAGAGCGGCAGAACCUUCGAUUUGACUUGUACGACGUCGACUCCAAGAGUGCGAACCUCUCCAAACACGACUUUCUGGGCCAGGCCUACUGUACAUUGGGCGAGGCGGUCGGGUCUUUGGGCAGCCGCUUAGAAAAGCCUCUCGGCGGCAUUUCCGGCAAAAAAUGCGGCACUAUCAUCGUGAAAGCCGAGGAGCUGAACAAUUGCAGGGAGUCGGUUAUGAUGCAGUUUUGCGGCAACAAGUUGGACAAGAAGGAUUUUUUCGGCAAGUCGGACCCCUUCCUGGUCUUCUACAGGAGCAACGAGGACAGCACGUUCACCAUUUGCCACAAAACAGAAGUGGUGAAGAACACAUUGAACCCUGUGUGGCAGGCUUUUAAAAUCCCCGUUCGCGCCCUUUGCAACGGGGACUAUGACAGAACAAUCAAGGUUGAGGUGUACGACUGGGACAGAGACGGCAGUCAUGAUUUUAUUGGAGAGUUCAGCACCAGCUACAGAGAAUUAUCCAGAGGGCAGAGCCAAUUCAACGUCUACGAGGUGGUAAAUCAAAAGAAGAAAGAUAAAAAGAAAAAAUACCUCAACUCUGGAACGGUAACGCUGUUGUCAUUCCUCGUGGACAUCGAUGUCACCUUCCUGGACUACAUUAAGGGAGGGACGCAGAUUAACUUCACCGUGGCCAUUGACUUCACAGCUUCCAACGGUAACCCCGCCCAGCCCACCUCACUCCACUACAUGAGCCCCUACCAGCUCAACGCCUACGCCAUGGCCCUUAAGGCGGUCGGCGAGAUCAUUCAGGACUACGACAGCGACAAGAUGUUCCCCGCGCUCGGUUUUGGUGCCAAGCUGCCGCCUGAUGGGCGGAUCUCCCACGAGUUUGCUUUGAACGGGAACCCGCAGAACCCGUAUUGUGCGGGAAUAGAUGGCGUGAUGGAAGCCUACUACCAGAGCCUGAAGUCAGUGCAACUGUACGGACCCACCAACUUUUCCCCUGUGGUGAACCAUGUAGCCAGGUAUGCGGCAUCCGUGAAGGAUGGGUCGCAGUACUUUGUUCUUCUCAUCAUCACGGACGGCGUCAUCUCAGACAUGGCCCAGACCAAGGAGUCUAUCAUUAAUGCUUCCUGCCUGCCCAUGUCCAUCAUCAUCGUGGGGGUUGGACCUGCCGAAUUUGACGCCAUGAUUGAAUUAGAUGGCGACGAGGUCCGAAUUUCAUCCCGAGGGAGAUAUGCAGAGAGAGACAUUGUCCAGUUUGUCCCAUUCCGAGACUACAUCGACCGGACGGGGAAUCACAUCCUGAGCAUGGCCCGCCUCGCCAAAGACGUCUUGGCCGAGAUUCCCGACCAGUUCCUCUCCUACAUGAGGACCCGCGGGAUCAAGCCGGCGCCCGCCCCGCCUCCCUACACGCCUCCGGGACAGCCCCUCCAAACACAAAUAUGAAGACAAAGCUUUUUUUCUUUUUUUUUUUUUGAAUUUUCCAGAGUCCAUUUUUGAAGCCGCUCUCCAUGCUCGUGUGACGUGGAUCCCUGUGCUCGUUCUUCGUGUUCUGGAACAGCUGCAUGCAGAGCCAGGAGAGCGGACUGGGCUGAAGAAACCCAAUCUGUUUACUUCCACUGUCGAGCAUUCCAAUCACUGCCUGGAAUCUUUUAUCCUGGGGGAAAAAAAAGCUGGAUGUUGACAAGCAAAGAAGCAGCAGCAGGUUUCUUUUGAAUUUAAAAGAAAAAAAAAAAAGGAAUGUCCCCAGAUACAAAAAAAACUGCACACUAAUUUCAGCUGUAAAUAACUAACCUCUUUGUCUCUUUUGGCCGGCAAACUAACCCACUGUUUACAGUAAGAAUUUUUACUGUUCAUACUUUUAUAUUUUUCAAUAUCAAGCUUGUGAUACUCUCUCUCUCUCUCUCUCUUUCUUGACAUGUGCGUCAGGUAGCAGCAGUGCAGGUCCUGGUAGCCCUUCUGUACCGUACCGUACCGUGCUGUACUGUACUCUACUGUACCCCUGGUGUUUAUGAACCCUUUUGCAUGAGUGUAGCCCGGACCACGUGCAUGCAUAUAGCGGCCCUGCACUACCUCUUCCAACCAUGCGUCUGUCUCGAGGUGGGUUGAGUGUGAGCGAACGUGUGCGUGCUGCGAUGCAGAGGUGUCCCCGUCGCCUCUCUGUCUGCGUCGGUCUUCCUUGGAAAGUGUCCCCGCUCUCCGUUGCGUUUCUGUCCAUUUGUGACACGUACCGUCGUGUUUAGUUUGCCUUUUUAAAGCCCAUUCACUGCCAGCCCAGUAAAAAUGAAUCUUUGACGUCUGUGACCGUCAAUGGCAGGGAAUGAGUUCAAGACGACGAUACCUCUUUAGUUAAGGCCACAGUUGACGUAUUGGAUUUGUUAUGAGGAAUAUGUACUAAUAAUUAAGUAAAAUGUAUGACCGGGUCUACCCCGUAAAUGCCAUAAGAAUUUUACAAAGUUGCCUAUUUCCAAGUAAAAAAAAAAAAAAAAAAGAAGUUGUAAUGGUGCAAUUACAAAUUCAGAUUCUUAAUCCAAAUUGUCAUGAGAAUAAAGUGUUUUUUUCUGAGAAAAAAGACAAUAUUUACAAAAACAAGAACAUAGUCUGUAUCUUCUCGCUACGUUUUUUUUCUGUGUUUUUCUGCCUUUCAAAAGUAACUCGUUGCGGCUUGUUAACCAAUGGAAAAAUUGUUUU
Molecule: messenger RNA, 3120 nt
Organism: Hippocampus comes (tiger tail seahorse)
Lineage: Eukaryota; Metazoa; Chordata; Actinopteri; Syngnathiformes; Syngnathidae
Product: copine-8
Exons: 20
Coding region: 157-1875 (572 amino acids)
Biological process (GO): cellular response to calcium ion
Cellular component (GO): plasma membrane
Molecular function (GO): calcium-dependent phospholipid binding
Source: RefSeq, a predicted model, not a curated record